GGAGAGUCCCGGUCUCUGCGGCCAGCACGCUCGGCUGUUGCAGAAACGAGCGGAAACGCCUCCGUUUUACAAAACAAAGCGGAGAAGCGGGAGGCGUGCGCGGUCCGCGGGGCACGGGCCUCGGCGGUGGGUCCCUCCAGUCCGGGCGCCUCGGCAUCUUUGGGUGGAGAUGGAGAGAGGCCUUGAGAGCUGCCGGCGCUCGGAGUCCAACGGCCUCUGGGCACCUCGGAUCACGGCGGUGGAGGAGCUGCAGAGCCGCGUGCAGGAGACCCUGGACCUGCUGUCCCCGCAGGAACUGAGCAACUUCCGCAUCUUCCUCAAGUCGGUGGACGAGGAGCCGCGCGUGACCCCCUUGCGACUGGAGCUGGAGGGCAAGAGCACGAAAGGGCUGGCCCGUCUCCUGGUCCAGCACUACUGCGAGCCCGCCGCUGCGUCGCGCGUCCUCACCAAGGUGCUGCAGCAGCUACGCCGCGUCGACCUGCUCCAGCGCUGGCGGGACGCCGCCGCCGCCGAGGGCCGGGGGAUUCCAAGAAAGAUUCUAAAAAGAAGCUAUGAUUGUGUGGAUGGCGAACUGGACUGUUACGACCUGAGGGGCAAGCGGAAGGCUUUUAUCAUGUGCGUGGAGAAGAACAGACCAGGGGCUCAGCGGGACAUCCAUCUAAUGGAGGAGUGGCUUGGCCAGUGCCAGUUUGAGCAUACACAAUGCAUCGAUCCUAACAAAAUGGUGUUAAUUGAGAAAAUAAGAUCAUUCCGUGAUGGACUCAAUGAAAGUAAAGAUGAUGUUGGCUGUUGUCUUGUUACCCUUAUGUCCCAUGGAGAGAAAGGGUUUAUUAGAAUGGAAGAUGGUGAAAAAGUCAGCCUGGAGGACAUUUUUGAAAUGUUUAAUAAUAAAAAUUGUCCAGCACUUCAGGAGAAACCAAAGAUCUUUAUCAUCCAGGCCUGCAGAGGAGAGAGAAGAGACACCGGUGUUGAGACAGACGAUGAACCCAUGGAGUCUGAUGACAUAUCCGAGAGGAGGAGGCUGCCCACCUUCAGUGAUUAUUUCAUCAUCUAUCCCACCCAGGCAGAUCACGUUGCUUUACGGCACCCUCGCACUGGUUCCGUGAUGAUUGAAGCGAUGUCUAAAGUCUUUAAACAGUACGGAAAUAAGUGGCACAUCGCUGACUUCUUCACCAAGGUGAAUAAUAGAGUGGUACACACUGAAUUUCAUCUACAUGAAGAACCAAUUAAAGUAUCACUCGUCAUGGAAUCAACUUUAACUAAAUUUGUGUACUUCUGACAUCAGGAAGAUGAAAAACUAAGGACUGCUUUGUAACAGACUUUGUAAAGAGCUGAGAGCAUUUGUAGCAUAGUACUAUUAGUUAACAUUUUGCAUUAUUACUGUCAACAGCUGUAUUUCUCCAAAUCGUUUUGCAUAUAUAUAGUACUUUUCUAAGAUUGAACCGUGCUUAUUUGAUGCUUAGAAGUAAUUUGACUUCUUUUAAAAGAUCACUGUUUUUUGAAAAUGAUUUUUCCUGAACUGUUAUCAAAACAUGGAAGUCCAGCUCUAUUUGUGGACCAUUUUUAUCAUGUGCUUUUUUUUUUUUUACUGAUUACACCCCAUCCUCUCCCACUUGAUGCUGGUGUUCGUCCUCAUUUUCUUGGCUGUCUUCAAGAACUGUCUUUAUGUAGUCUUGUCCUAUGUUUUACCUGAUUUCCUCCAUAUUCUUGUCUGUAGCCAGACUUGUCUCCUUUUGACUCCAUGAGCCAUUCUCUAGUCUUCCCUGGAUGUUCUCAUUUGUACUCUGUGCCCUUGAUGCCUAAUGUUUCCACCUUCCCCCAUCCCCCAGCUGCCUCCCAGCUGCACAGCACCUUUGAACUGCUAUUUUCUCUGCCUGGAACACUCUGUUCCACCCCAAUCUAUUCAGUCCUUUGCACAGGGAAGCUUUUCGUAACCCUUCAUGCUAGGUCAGCCUUUUCUACGUGCUCACAGACCCUGUGCUUUUCUUCUGCAGCAGUUAGCAGUACUGUACUUAAGUGACUAUGUAGUAGCUGUUAAAUCUCUCUUCCAGUUCAGUCAUAAGCUCCGAGAGGCAGAGGCCAUGUGUCUCAUUCAUCCUUGCCUAAAGACACAGAGAAGCGCUGUGAUGAAUGUUUACUGAAUGACUGGUCUCUGUCUUUCAAUUAUUUUGUCCAUUCCUCAGACCUCACCUCAUUACCUCUGUGCAUCUAGCCACCUUCUAGUCAUCCCCACCUACUUGGAUGUCCUGUGGCCACUUUAACUGAACAAGUUGGAAGUCAACCUUACGUUUCCCUUAAACCUCUUCAUAAUACCCAUCUCAUUGUUAAUAAUCCUUUGAGUCCCCACUGCCGGCAGAAUAUACUCCAAUUCCCCUAGGAGAAUAUCCCAAAUCCUUCUCUGUCAGGCCUUAACCUAUGCUACUUGUAUACUGCCUACUUGUCCUGGGUCUUGACCACUCCAAGUGAUUUGCCCUCCUCUCAAUAACCCCCUCUCACAGAAUCAGGCCUGUGGAUUACUGAAUGUUGAAUGAAUGCUCUUGGCUAUGUUAUAGUUCAUUCUCUCCUUUCUGCCUGAAAUGCCCUUUGUUCUCACUGGGUGCUUCCUCUAUACCAUGCAUUCCUUAGGGUGCAAGUUGGGUCCCAUCCCACUAGAAUGAAAACCUGUAUGUAGGCCAGUGUUUUUAGAGUAACAAACUCCGGACUGAGCAUGAGUUUUCAUUGUAAUUGUGUUCUAACUUCCGGUGUAACUUUGGACUAUAUUAAACCCCGGUUUCCACAUCACAACAGGAGGGCUGGUUCGGCUGGGAACUCAUUCCACUGGACUUCGAUGAACUUUGGCUUCUUAAUAAACUGUUCGUGACUAUCCUGCAGGUGUGGCUAUCUAAGACUGUUGGGGCCUGUACGAGGUUACAGGUGUUUGGUGAAAAUGCU
This is a messenger RNA of Mirounga angustirostris (Northern elephant seal), 2931 nucleotides long. Its product is annotated as caspase-14-like. The transcript has 7 exons. Gene Ontology annotation, biological process: proteolysis; positive regulation of neuron apoptotic process. The record is from RefSeq and is a predicted model, not a curated record. Gene Ontology annotation, cellular component: cytoplasm. The coding region runs from base 170 to 1279 and encodes 369 amino acids. Lineage: Eukaryota; Metazoa; Chordata; Mammalia; Carnivora; Phocidae. Gene Ontology annotation, molecular function: cysteine-type endopeptidase activity.